AUGAGUCAGAUUGCUCAACAACUUGCGGGUUCGCAAACACAGGGUGCUUUACCAAGUGCUACAGUUACAAAUCCAAGAGAACAUAAUAAUGUGAGUGCGGUAACCACAAGGAGUGGUAAGGAAAAAGAAGCCCCUGAAAAAGAUGAUGACCAAGAAGACCAAUUGCUUGAAGUUGAUUUGGAUAUAAAAGAAAAUAAGGUUGUGAGUGAAGAGGUGACGGUACCUAAAACAGUGGUUAAAGAAAAAGUUAGUGAAUCAAAGUCGAUUGUCAAACUCCCUUUCCCCAUAAGAAAUAAGAAGAAAGAGCAACAUGAGAAGAACUUCGAGAAAUUAUUGGAGAUGUUCAAAAAGCUUGAGAUUAACAUUCCGUUCUUGGAGGCACUUGAGCAAAUGCCCUCUUAUGCUAAAUUCAUGAAGGAUAUUAUUUCAAAAAGGAGGAGCACUGACACUGACUCUAUUGUACUAACCGAAACUUGUAGUGUUAUUUUGCAGGGUAUGAAGAUUCCGGUAAAGAAAAAAGAUCGAGGCUCGGUAACUAUCCCUUACACUAUCGGGGAUAGAUCUUUCAAAAAGGCCCUUUAUCGACUUGGGGGCAAGUACUUUGUAAUCUUAGAAAUGCCGGAAGAUGAAGAGAUACCACUCAUUCUUGGUAGACCAUUUUUGGAGAUCGGGAGAUGUUUGAUAGAUAUAGAAGAGGGCACCAUGACUCUAAAAGUUUAUGACGAAGAGUUAAAAAUUGAUGUGCGUAACACCAUGAAAUACAAAGAUGAUGUUGCCACCAGUCAACACAUAGAGGUGAUUUAUCAAAUGAUUCUGAAAGAAAAUCCUCUAGGUGAACAAAAAUUACCCUUGGAGAGAGUUCUAAGUUUAUCAAUCUUUGAAGACACUCAAGGAGUUGAUGAAUAG
This is a messenger RNA of Lathyrus oleraceus (garden pea), 906 nucleotides long. RefSeq lists its product as uncharacterized. NCBI's taxonomy places the organism in Eukaryota, Viridiplantae, Streptophyta, Magnoliopsida, Fabales, Fabaceae. The transcript has 2 exons. Bases 1 to 906 code for a protein of 301 amino acids. The record is from RefSeq and is a predicted model, not a curated record.